AUGACGUGGCAGAGUUUCCAAUAUCCCUGUGAUACAUUAUUACAAGACAUAAAACUCAGUACUAAUCAACAAACAGGCGAGAAAGUGAAAUUUACAUCAUGGAAAAGUACAUCUGAUCCAUCCUAUGGAAGAUUUUCUUUAGGUCUAGAGCAUCAUAAUGUUACUCAAUUGUUCAUAUGGAAAGAAAAUAGUCCUCACUGGCGGAGUUGUCCGUGGAAUGGUACAAACUUUAUUGGAGUACCUGGGAGGUCAUCUACGAUUGGAAAAUGCCUUCAAAUGAAAGAAGAUGAAGGAAUUUUUGAAAUUUCUUUUUAUUUCAUUGACAAGUUUCUGUUGACGACUUACCCUUUAGAUUCUCAAGGUAAACUGUCAGAUCAUACUCUGGAUUUCCAGAAAAAUGCACGCGAAUUGAGGUGGAGAAUUGGGGAUUCUGAGUGUGAUUUUUAUGGACAAUGUGGCCCAUUUGGGAUCUGCAAUUCACAGACUGUUGCUGGUACUGACGAGUCCAGAGUUUCGUCCGCCACUGCUAAGAUUCUCCCUACUCUGCUUCCCGUCCGACUUCCUCUCUUUUUUCUCAUUGUCGGCGUGUUGGUGGGAGUGCUUCAGAUUUUCUCCUCCUCCUCCUUCACAGUUGCUGAGCUACACCUUCUUCUUCCUCUUUUUGCUGCUGUCAACGUGAUUCAGCUGGAAUCUAGCUGA
Prosopis cineraria is the source of this 699-nucleotide messenger RNA. RefSeq names its product G-type lectin S-receptor-like serine/threonine-protein kinase At1g11330. NCBI's taxonomy places the organism in Eukaryota, Viridiplantae, Streptophyta, Magnoliopsida, Fabales, Fabaceae. The record is from RefSeq and is a predicted model, not a curated record. Gene Ontology annotation, biological process: recognition of pollen. Bases 1 to 699 code for a protein of 232 amino acids. The transcript is spliced from 3 exons.